GCGAUCUCUCGCUACGCGCGGCUCUCACGGACGCAGCGGCGCGACGUAUCACGCGUAUACGCACAUACGCAUGUAUGUACGGGGUGAGUCACGAGACCCGCGCGGCUGACCGCGAGCAAGAGGUGCCUCCAGCGGGAAUCGAGCGGGCGGGCGCGCGCGAGCUCGUCUCAGCUCGUGUCACCGCCGCUUGCGUAGAGUCGACCGUCCCACUCUUGAUCAGCGCAUGGAGCCGGGCGUCGGCGGUCGACGUGGCCCACGGACGGAUCCGUUUGGUGAGUCGCUCGACUUAUGGUUCACCCUGUGUAGUGCGCGUUAUAUACGUGCUUCACGGCGCAGUACGUGCGAACAUCGUCCCCCGAGCCUCGAGGAGCGGAUCUCGAUCGGGCAAGGUUAUCUAGAUACAUCGACCGCUCGAUUGUUACUGGCCGUUCGAGCGUUACUGCGCGCGCGCGCGCGCGUCUAGUAAAAUCGACGCGGCGCUGUAUAUUUUGAAGACUACUUCGUAAAAGUCGCGCGAUUUUUAAUUUGCGUCUUUCUUUACCCUUCGAAACGAGAGCGCCUUCAACUCUUACUUUGAUUAGAACUUGCGUGUUCCGUUUAUAUCUUUUGCCUCUCUUGCUGAUUUUUCUUUGAAACUGCACUUUUUUUAUCGUCCUUAAAUUGUACGGAUAGUAAAAGUUUUUUUAAAGCAAAAUUAAAUUUUUUCUGACCACCCGCAUAGAUAACAAAAUUCAAAAUGGUGACGAUAAAAGUAUAGUUGAAAUAAAAGUCAACAAUUGCCGCCUCGCCAAAAUAUCCUGCGUUAAAACCUUUAAAACUAGGGUCAAAUUAUAAAAUUAAUAUUAUAUCGCAAGCUAAUCGUUUAAACGUUAAUAGUCAAUUUCGUAGGAUCGAUCGUCUUUAAUAAUACUUUUCGAUACUUCGUCAAUGGACUUGCUGCAACAUUUGUGUCACGAUGUAACUGGGCAAGGUGCAAUGCGUCCACUGAAAAAUGUGUCCCAAAUUGGCUCGAGUUCGAGGCACGGAAAUUAAUUUUCAGACAAAAACAUCGGUAACACUAAAAUUUAUAAUUCUACAAAAUGUACGAAAUACUAAAAUCUCUGUUGGCGAAUAUUGGCAAGUACAUGCGAUAGUCAUUCGUGUCGAAUCUAAGAUGAGUCUCCGACGACCAGAGAUAAACGACUACGCACAUUCCGGGUCGUCACAUGAUAGACAUGAUUUUCAAUGAGAACACUUGGAGCUACGGAUAAAACAAUCUAGGCAGAGUUCGAGACAACGUUUGAGGAGCGAAACUCGAAGAAAUCAGGGAGAUCACGAAACUUACAAGUUUUCUCAGGGACAAUUACAAUCUCUGAGUGUCGUCUCGCUCGUGUCGCCGAGAAUAUGGUGAACGUGCAUCUGUACGACUCUACGGUCUGUCGGCUAUGCGCGGCGGAGAACGGCAAUGAGCACCUCUUCGUCAGCGAGGACGGCGAGCCGGAUCUCUGCUCGCUCGUGAACCGCUACCUGCCGCUGAAGAUUCACAACGAUGGCAAGUUACCGCAGACAAUUUGCCCGGGUUGUAACAUCCAGCUGGAGGCGACGGUGCAGUUCUUCGAGUUGCUGGUGGCUGGUCAGCGCAAGCUGCGCGAACUCUGGAAACAUCAGGUGGAGCAGCAGCGCAAGGUGGAGCGUUUCCGCAGCAGAAAGGAGAAUGUGGAGCUUGGGGCGGAAGGGGUGGAGGCGGAUAGUGUGAUUCAGUAUAACGACGACGAGCAGUAUGGACAGCAAGUGAUUAUUAAGGUUAUGGCAGAUGGAUCUAUAUAUGCGGAAGAGCACGAAAUGAGCUUGCAGAUGGAAGGCUUGACUAAGCCGAGGAGAAAGCGUGGACGUCCACCUAAAGCACUUGCGGAAACAGAUUCUGUGUCGGCAAAAGAGAGUCCGACGGAAGUUAUGAGUCAAGGUGAGGAGGAUAAGCAGGAAGAGGAAGAAGAAGUGGAUGGCGAUGGUAGACGCAGGAGGAAGCGCAAAGUUCCCAAGAGAUAUUUGGAAGCAGUGCAAGGAAAAGAAUUGGAAAGAAUAUUCAAGGAAGAAGGUGUGAUCGAUGAGGAAGACAAUGGCUCUGAAAUGUUUGAAGGUUCAGAAGCUCUGUUAAAGUCUUCUAGUCAGGAUGGCGGAGAAGAGGUGAUAGGCCAUCUCGAGACAGAAGAGGGUACGGAUCUUGGUGAAGUGGUAAUUAUGAACCGUGGACGAGUACGAUCAAAAUCAAAAUUGCGCCGUCGGAAAAGCAAGUUCACUUGCCAACUCUGCGGCAGAGGUUUCUUGCAACGUAGCAGAUACAUAAUACAUAAGGGUUUCCACGCGAGUACCAAGUUUGAAUGCACACAAUGCAAGAAGAUGUUUGAUACUAAAGAGAAUUUGACAUUGCAUCAAGAAACGACUAAACACAGUUCAAAUUUCGCUGAAGAAAAUGUUGAGGUACAGGAGGCGCAGAAGACGAACAACGCAAAGCAAAACACCUCUUUGAAAUCUUCCGAAGUAGCCAAAGAUUCCAGCAAAGCGACUUAUACGUGCGAAAAAUGUAACAAGCAAUUUGAUCUGAAACAAGAAUACGAAUUGCAUAUGAGAGUAGCGCACGAGCAACAAAAGUUCUCCUGUAGCAAUUGUAACAAGAGUUUCGCAAAUCAAUCGGACCUGAAGACGCACAUGACGACGCAUGGGAAAACAAAGUCGGAUAAAGACUAUCCUUGCGAUAUCUGUGGCAAGGUUCUAAACCACCCGAGUUCCGUCUUGUAUCACAAAGAAGCUGAACACAACAAUGGGCUUCGUUUUGUGUGCAACAAAUGCAACAAGUGCUUCAAGCAUAAACAGCUGCUCCAGCGGCAUCAGCUGGUGCAUUCGGAUAAUCGGCCACAUGUUUGCAAAUCCUGUAACGCCAGUUUCAAGACGAAAGCAAACCUGAUUAAUCAUCAAUCCACUCACACGGGUCAGAAAAAGUACAGCUGUGAGAUUUGCAAUCAACAAUUUGCCCAUAAAACUAGUCUCACUUUGCAUUACAGAUGGCACAGUGGUCAAAAACCAUACAAAUGCAAGGAAUGUGGCAAAAGUUUCUCCCAGAACGGCAAUUUGCAAGAGCAUAUACGCAUUCACACCGGCGAAAAGCCGUACAGUUGCGAUUUCUGUGGCCGCAAGUUUACUACUUCGUCGCAGUUUAAGUUGCAUAUAAAACGGCAUACCGGCGAACGGCCAUGGAAAUGCGAGUUUUGCUCGAAGAGCUUCUUGCACAAGGAUACGUGGAAGUGUCACGUGCGUCGACAUAAGGGGGAACGUCCGUUUCAGUGUAACGAAUGCAACCGUGGAUUUACGGAGCAGUGGGCGCUGAAGAAACAUCUUCGCUUGCACACCGGUGAGAAACCUUAUUCUUGCGAUGUGUGCGGCAAAGCUUUCGCUGACUGCUCGAAUCUGACCAAGCACAAAAAGGUGCACAGGGAGAAUAAGAAGGUGACUGUGAACAGGCCGGAGGGAUCCCCGAUCGGCGAAGUGUGGCAGAUUCUGCCGAAUUCACAGGAUGCUGACGAUCAGACGUUCACUAGUGAAAUAAUAGCUACUGACGAGAACUCUAAUGACGGGGUCCAACAGAUUAUUUAUGUAUCUUAUCAGGACCCUGACGAUCCCGACGAUUCGCAAACAUUGCAUUUAGUUGAUGCCAACAUGAUCAAGAACAAAAACGAGAUAGUAACAAAUGUGAAUUCCCUAUCACGUUUGGGUAUGCAGAGCGACGAGAUCAUUGUAGAUAAAAUUAUGACUAAUUCGGCCAGCAACAACGAGGAUUCAGAAAUCGAAUUAUCAGAAUCAGAUUUGCAGUUGCAGAUCACGGACGAACACGGAAAUCCGAUUCCGUUGUCUAUUCAAGAAGCUCGCCAACUUUUCUCACAGAAGCAAUUUAUCAAUCAGUUGAACGACAGCCAGAUUGUCAGGGUUCACCCUGGAAUGUUCGCGCAACAACUACAAGCUUUGAAUAUCCACGUCGACGAAGACGACACUAUGGAGGAAACAGGAAUCAUGGUGCGUUCGAGUGCAAACAAGAAUAUCGGGUUGUCGACAAUUCAAAGUGAUGCGCAAGCAAUUGUCCAAGCGCUUGAGGACGAGAGUACCGAUGCCACGACAGUCGCGACGAUUAAUCAGCUGGAAAGUAUCGAGCAGGCUGGACUCGUGGAUGGUGAACAAGCGAUCGAAUUCGUGACUCAGGAUGGUCAGAAGGUUCGGGUCCUAACUUCAUAUCCCGUCGAUUCGAUGCAGCUCGCUUCGGAGUACCUGACUAUUGUGUAAUAAGAGGAAAAUUAGAUUCGUGAUCGGAUGCAAACUCUCUUGUGCAUAUAUUCAUUAAUCUGGUCUUUAAAGGAAGAUAAAUGACGAAAAGGACUCUAAGAAAUUGUUUCACGUCUUCAUUAAAUUUUUCAGAGUUACAUUUAAAUAUACCUUACCUAUAUGUAAUGUUUAUAUUUGCUUGAUAAUGUAGUUUAGUCGACAUUUAUAUUGUGAGGCAACUGAGCACAAUAGUUUUUGAAUUUAUAAGAUCGCUUGAAGAUCGCUUAAGAAUCCUUACCAUUCUGAACAUAUACAUACAUAUGUAUAUAUAAUUAAGACCUGGUUUUUGGACACUUUCUACAUCUAUUAUAGGCUUAAUGUAUUGUACUAGAUUAAAGGUUACAGGUCAAAAACAAUAUACAUGGAUUUAUAGCGGUUUGUCAUCAUAACUGUUGAGUAUUCAAUAAUCAUUCAAUAAUUGAUUUUUUGCAGUAACAAUAUAAUACAUGCGUUUGGCGUAAGACUACCCUGUCUUUUGAUAAUAUUAUAAGAGACACAUUAAGAGAUAAUAAGAGAAAUAGCCUCUGAUAUAAAUUCAUAUGUUACAACCCCAUGUGUACUUAGGUAUUUAUCGGGGCGUAUACAUAGAUAUGAACGGUAUAUAUAUAAUAUAUAUAUAGAUACGCGCAAUGAACGAUGAUAAUUUCUGAGUUGUGUCAGUAAAUGAGUGACAUAUUUCCUACGAACGCCAUUGAUAUGCGUACAACUUUGUGGAUUAAAUGAGUUCACCUCGUGUGUAUAACUAACCCAUACAGCACCGAAGCUUUCAGAAACAUUGUAACAUUGCAACAAUGUUUUCUGAAAUGUUUCUGAAAGCUCUGGUGCUGUAUGGGAAUUUAUCUCGGCUAGAUAAUGUGGAAACGUUCUUUUGUACUCAAAUUGUUACAUUGAUGUAAAUUACGACAAUUCAUUAUGUAACGCGAGCAACGUUGUAUAUAUGUAUAUCAUUAUUAUUCACAUGAGACGUAUAAUAAAAAGAGGCAGAGUAUUUGAAUUCGCGCACGCCAAGAAAGGAUACUUCUCGAGUAUUCCUCUCUCAUUUUCUAAUAAAGUCUUAAUAAAUCUCA
This is a messenger RNA of Vollenhovia emeryi, 5414 nucleotides long. Its product is annotated as zinc finger protein 271-like. The record is from RefSeq and is a predicted model, not a curated record. Gene Ontology annotation, molecular function: DNA-binding transcription factor activity, RNA polymerase II-specific; zinc ion binding; RNA polymerase II cis-regulatory region sequence-specific DNA binding. The coding region runs from base 1384 to 4308 and encodes 974 amino acids. The transcript has 15 exons. Gene Ontology annotation, biological process: regulation of DNA-templated transcription. Lineage: Eukaryota; Metazoa; Arthropoda; Insecta; Hymenoptera; Formicidae. Gene Ontology annotation, cellular component: nucleus.